Varanus komodoensis (Komodo dragon) is the source of this 5124-nucleotide messenger RNA. RefSeq names its product coiled-coil domain containing 7 (gene CCDC7). NCBI's taxonomy places the organism in Eukaryota, Metazoa, Chordata, Lepidosauria, Squamata, Varanidae. The record is from RefSeq and is a predicted model, not a curated record. The coding region runs from base 1 to 5124 and encodes 1707 amino acids. The transcript has 40 exons.
AUGAAAGAAGAUUUAGCUAAAGCUCAGGCAAACGUCCAGUCACUUGAAGAAGAGAAGAAAAUGCUGGAAGAGAAACUGAAGAGAGCAUUAGAGGAAGCUGAAAUGGCAAAGGGUCAGCUUGCUGAAAUACCUCCACAUAUUCCAGAUUGGCGGAUGACUUACACAGCAAUUGAAGAAGAUGACAAAGAUGUUCCAAAGAAAGGCAAAAAAGGAAUAAAAGUUAAAGGCAAAGGAGAGGAUCGGACAGAUUUAAAACAGCAGUCUUCAAGUGGAACUGAUAGAUCAAUCCACAAACAGCAAAAAACUGAAAUGGGAAAAGCAGGUGAAUCAUUUCCAAGAAAGAGUCAGGACCUUUCCACAGUACCCCCAAUAAAAGAUGCUAAACACAAGAGAAAGGGAUCUGCUUACCCAGAUGGACAUAGUGAUACUUAUGAAAAAGAACUUUCAAAGCAGACUACCCAGUCUGAAGGCACAUCACGAAUAGCUGACAAAAAGAUGGAAGAUUCAAAGAAAAUGAAAGCCAAGACAGAAGGAAAAUCAGAGACAGUUGAUUCCAAAGGUGUGGCAAAAUCUAAGGAACCUGCAGAAACUAAAAAAACACGUUCAACCAUAAAAGGUAUAGGGAAAGAAACACCUUUGGAACCCCCAACGUUAUCUCAUAUUCAAGAAGAACAGGAGUUGUCUGAUUCCACAAAAGAAAAGAAAAAAACAAUGUCAGAAACCUUAGAUAAGUCCCCUGAGAAAAUGCUUCCGCCAGAUUCAAAAAGAAGAAAAAAAGAAAUUACUACCUCCCCUGAAUCCAUUAUUGAAGAAAAGGGUGAGAGUUUGUAUGUCCAUGAGCAGAAACCUUCACCACCUCUUGCAAAAUUUGAAGUGGAAGAUUCAGCUGAACCUAUCAAGCCCACUGAGGAAAUGGAAAGGAUAUCUGCAACUACCACUCCAGAAAAGCCUUUAAUUUUGGAGAAAGGACUUUCAAAAAUUCACAUCGAUGCAGUAGAACCUGGAGAGGAUGAAAUUAAGGACUUGCUCAAUGAAAAAAUGCUUCAGCUUGCAGACCAUUUGACAGACCUGGAAGAAAUGCCUGAAGCAGAAACUUUAGCUAAACUCUUGCUAGAGCCUGGUCAAGGCUUGAGGAAAAUAGAGAAAGAGCGAAAAGAAAAGAAAAGGUCACUGUUUGCAAAUCUAACAACAACUCUACAAAUUCUGCAGGAAAUACCAUCUGUUGAAGCUGUCCUAUCAGACAGAGAAAUUAACAAGCUGUCAGAAAAAAGAACCCUAUUGCUAGCAAACCUGGAAUCGAAUAUGAAAGAUUUGGAACAAGCCCAGGCUCUUGCAGUUACCCAGCCAUCAGAAAUGAGUGAGAACAAAGUAAAGGAGCUACUCCAACAACGAGAACUAUUAGAGGCAAAUCUAGAGGCAAAUAUGCAGGAACUACAAAGAACAAAAACUCUGGAAGUUGGCUUACCAGAAAAAUAUAUGCAUGAUAAAGAACAUACAUUUGAACUAAAUGAGCAAAGACAACAUUUGUUUAGUGAUUUAACAGCAACAUUGGGUGAUCUAGAAGAAAAACAACGUCGUGGUUCAGAAAGAGCUGCAUUUGUAAGACUUAAUGAACAGGAAUUGUAUGAACUAUAUGGACUAUCUGGGAAGAAGCAGGAGUUACUGGAAAAGUUGGAAUCUAAUCAGAAAGAGCUACAAGAAGCUCAAGCACUUUCAGCAUCACAGCCAGGCAGUGUCAUUGAAAGGGAAGUAUAUGAAUUGUCUGUAAAGAAGGCAGAGCUACUGGACAAGUUAGAAUCCAAUAAGAAAGAGCUACAAGAAGCUCAAGCUCUUGCAAUUGCCCAGCCAGGCAUUAUCAGUGAUUAUAAACUACAGAAGCUAAUUGAGGAAAGAAGAGGUUUAGCUACAGAUCUAGAGAAAACUACACAGAAGCUACAAAAAGCACAGGAUCUUGCUUUAGAAGGGCAUGCACUUUCGCAACCCUCUGAAAGGACAUUAUAUGAGUUGUCUGAAAAAAAACAAGAGUUACUGGGCAAGUUGAAAACCAAUCAGAAAGAGCUACAAGAAGCUCAGGAACUUGGAGCUAUGCAUCCAGGUGCUAUCAGUGAGCAAAAACUACAAGAGUUAGCUGAACAAAGACGAUACUUGACUGAAGAACUAGAAGGAAUGGAACAUGAUAUACUAGAAGCAGAAUGCCGUGCUUCAGAAAGGGCUGUAAUUGGAAAACCUAGUGAAAAGGAAUUAUAUGAAUUAAUGGUUACGAAGCAAGUGUUGCAGAAAAAGCUGAAAUCUAAUCAGAAGGAGCUAGAAGAAGCUCAGUUUCUUGCAGCUAUGCAUCCAGGCAGUAUCAGUGAGCAUAAACUACAAGAGCUUGCUGAACAAAGAAAAUACUUGUCUGAUGAUCUAAAGACAACUGUGUCCAAUAUACAAAAAGCUUCCAAGAAGUCUCUACUUGAAUCUGUGGAAAGAGAACUAUAUGAGCUGUCUGAGAAAAAGCAAGCUAUAGAGGCAAGUCUGGAAUCCAACUGGAAGGAACUUCAGAAACUUCAGGACCUUGUUGCUACCCAACCAGAUAGUAUCACUGAACUUAAACUUCAGGAGCUUACAGAAGAAAGAAGAUUCUUGACUGAAGAUCUGGAGGCAACUAUGCAUGAUAUACAAAAGGCUGAGCGUCGUGUUUCAGAAGCAACUAAAGCAGAACAAACGAUUGAGAAAGAACUAUAUGAACUAUCAGAGAAGAAACAACUGUUAUUGGAAAAUUUGAAAGAUCUACAAGAAGCUCAAGCUCUUGCAGCUACCCAACGUGGCAGUGUUGGUGAUUUUAGAAGAAAACAGUUAGAUGAGCAAAGAAGACAUUUGGCUGAAGAUCUAGAGGCAACUGUGCAUGAUAUACAAAAAUUGCAGCAUCUUGCCCCAGAAAUACCUGUAACUGUAAAACCCAGUGAAAGGGAAUUAUUUGAACUUUCUGAGAAGAAGUACUUGUUAUUAGAAAAUUUGGCAUCCAAUCGAAAAGAACUACAGGAAGCUCAGGCUCUUGCAGCCGCCCAACCUGGCAGUGUCAGUGAUUCUAAACUACAGGAAAUAGCAGAACAAAGAAGACGUUUGACUGAAGAUUUAAAGGCAACUUUACACAAUAUACAAGAAAUGCAGCGUCGUCCUUCAUUGGCAGCUCUAACAGGAAGAUCCAGAGAAAGGGAACUAUAUGAACUUUCUGAGAAGAAACAAAUGCUGCUUAAAGUUUUGGAAUCAAAGAGGAAUGAACUAAAAGAAGCUGAAGCUCUUGCAGCUGCCCAGCCAGGCAGUAUCAGUGAAAAAGAAUUAUAUGAACUAUCUGCGAAGAAACAAAUAUUGCUUGAAAGUUUGGAAUCCAAGAAGAAAGAACUACAGGAAGCUGAAAUUCUUGCAGUGACUCACCCAGGCAUUAUUAGUGAACAUAAGUUACAGGAGCUAGAUGAGCAAAGAAGACAUUUAACUACAGAGUUGGAGGCAACUGUGCAUAAUAUACAAAACAUACUAGAUCGUGCUUCACCAAGAACUCUGACUGGAAGAGCUGGUGAAAGAGAAUUAUAUGAACUCUCUGAGAAGAAACAAAUGUUGCUUGAAAGUUUGGAAUCAAAGAAGAAAGAACUACAAGAAGCUGAAGCUCUUGCAGCUGCCCAGCCAGGCAGUAUCAGUGAGCGUAAGUUACAGGAGCUAGAUGAGCAAAGAAGACAUUUGACUACAGAGCUGGAGGCAACUGUGCACGAUAUGCAAGAAAUACAACAUCGUGCUUCACCAGGAACUCUGACUAGAAGUUCUGAUGGAAAAGGCUUACAUGAAUUAUCUCUGUGGAAGCAAUUUUUAUUGGAAAGUUUGGAAUCUAAUGUGAAAUUGCUAGACGAUGCUCAUGCUCUUGAAGCUACACAACCAGGCAGUAUCAGUGAGAAAAAAAUGAAGGAAUUAAAUGAGCAAAGGAGGAUUUUGACAGAAGACCUGAAAGCAGUUGUACAAGAUGUACAAGAAAUGAAACUUUCUAUUUCAGAGGCAGGUGGAAAAUUCAGACCUAUAAGCAUGGAUUUAAAUGAACUUUAUCGGAAGAAAAAGUGGGUUUUGGAAUGUUUGGAAUUAAAUCGAAAACACCUGCGAGCAGCACAAACUCUUGCUGCUACUCAUCCAAUUAGUAUCAAUGAACAAAAAGUCCAAGAACUCACUGAACAAAGAAGGCUUUUGGCUGCAGGCCUUGAUGCAAUUAUUCAAGAUUUGCAUGAUAUAGUGAGUUUUGCUCCAGAGAAAAUUGGAUCAAAAUCCAGAGAAAGAAUUCUUGAAGAACUAUCUGAAAAAAAGAAACAGUUUUUGGAAAAUUUGGCUUCAAAUUUGAAAGCCCUAAAAGAAGCCCAGGCUCUUGCAGCUGUCCAGCACAAUGAUGUGAAUGAGCAAAAGGUACAAGAGCUCAUUGAAAAAAGAAGACUUUUGACCGCAGGUUUACAGACAAUUAUGAAAGAAAUGAAACAAUUACAGGAUCUUCUUUCAACCAGACUGGAAAUACCAACGCCUAGUGAAAGAGAGUUAGCAAAAUUAUCCGAGAAGAGAAGAUUGGUUUGGGAAAAUAUGGAAAAAAAUGUGGAAGAACUGAAAGCUUUGCAGGCUAUUGUAAAUAAUCUGUCAGGCAGCACGAAUCAGCAGAAAAUGAAGGAGCUAGCUGAAAAAAGAACCCUCCUGACUACCUAUCUUGAGACAGUUCUUCAAGACAUACAGAGCUUUGAUUCAGACAAAUAUGUAAUGACAAGACUUGAUGAGGCAAUUCAAGAGGUAUCAGAUGAUCAUCAUCCAUUAGGCUUGCUGAAAUCAGAGGCUGCUGCUUUAAGUGCAAAAUAUGGAUCUGAUGAUGAGAAAAUAGCAAAGCAAAGGGUUUUGGCAGCAAAACUAGAAGCAAAUAUAAAAGAUCUACAAACUGCUUUUGAAAUACAGAAAAUUGAAAAGCCCAAAUACAUGGAAAAGGAAAUAGAGCUAGCACUUAAAAGGCAAUUUAUGCAACCAUUACCAGGAAAUUACUACCAGCAAUCAACAGUGAACCAACCAUCUUUUCCACUGUUGGUUAGUCCUAUACAACGUGAAGUAAAUGCAAACAAACUUCCUAGUAAGUAA